Messenger RNA from Eruca vesicaria subsp. sativa (arugula), 531 nucleotides. Lineage: Eukaryota; Viridiplantae; Streptophyta; Magnoliopsida; Brassicales; Brassicaceae. The record is from the annotation of a GenBank genome assembly.
AUGGCCGCGUCUCUGACGUCUCUUCCGACCACUUUGUGUCUUAGCCAUGGUGAUGAGUGUUGCAAACGUUCACCCACCUUAGGUCAUUCUCUUGCGGUGAAGAGGAGGAACGUAAUGGGUCACUACGAGCGUAAUACAGUGAGGAGAUUGGUGGUGACAGCUGCGACUAAGGGUUCUAGAAAGUCUAAAGAGAGUCAACCGUCUUGGGCGAAUCCUGACUCGGAUGAGCCACCUCCUUGGGCUAGAGAGGAAGGUCGUUCUUCUACUUCCCAAGAGAGCUUUGAGGUUCCCUUCUAUGUUUAUCUGCUUGCCUCAGCUAUCACUGCCAUUGCUGCUAUCGGUUCUGUUUUUGAGUACUCGAGUAAGAAUCCAGUGUUCGGGGUGUUGGACUCUGACAGUAUCUUUUAUACUCCUGUGCUUGGGUUCUUUGCUUUUACUGGAAUCCCUACGUCUAUAUUCCUAUGGCUCAAAUCAGUUGAAGCUGCUAAUAAGGAAGCUGCGGAACAAGAUAAAAGAGAUGGAUAUCGUUAA